UAGCAGUUUUUGUUUACAACAAAAACAAGAGGACACCAUGACUUUAAGAUUAAUGGCCUAAAGAUGGAAUGGAAAAAUCCUCACCAGUAUCUAGUAAGGAAUUUGUGGACACUCCCUGGCUGGGGGCGGGAGUAACGGGAAGUCCCUCCGCAUUCAGCUCAGAAAGGUUUACUUUCGGUUUAGCUCCGCUGUUUGCAGAGCAAGGCGAGGAGGAAGGACGUCCAUCGAGGUCUGCUGGCGCUUUGAGUUGCACUGAAUUGUUGGGAAACCAAUUCUUCCACAAAGAUCAUCAUCGUCAUCAGUCAUGAAUAUCUGUGGCCUUAUCACAAAGUCUGAGGAACCUGUGCCCUUGAAGAGCAUCUCUGUGGAUGUGGUGGUCCGAGGCUUUGUGGCUGACGUGGUGUCUGAGCUUCGCUACCACAAUGAGGAGAAGUCCCCAGUGGAGGUGGUGUUUGUCUUCCCUCUGGAUGAUGAAGCCGCCGUAUAUGCCUUUGAGGGCCUGAUUGGUGGGACACGGAUUGAGGCUCAGAUCCGAGAGAAGAAACAGGCAGAGCAGGAAUAUGAGGAUGCCUUAAGUGAAGGCCGGCAGGCUUUCCUGCUUGGAAGAGAAGAAAACACCAGUGACAUUUUCACCUGCAGCCUGGGUAACCUCCCUCCCGAUGGGGAGGCCAUGCUGAAGCUCUCCUACGUCCAGGCCUUGGCUCCAGAGCCCGAUGGGGCCAUCCGCUUUGUCCUGCCCGCUGUCCUCAACCCCCGCUAUGCACCUCAAGGUUCAGAAGGGGGCAAUGUCACCAAGAGCAUACCCCGAGUGCCCAAGGGGACGCUUCCUUACACCCUCAGCCUCAGUGCUAUGCUGGAGUCGCCUUAUGGCAUCAACCGUGUGGAGUCCAAAUGCACCCUUGAGCCCUUGCGCUACAGGGCAGAAGACCGUACGAUUGCCCAGGUCUCCUUGGCUGAAGGGCACCAAUUUGACAGAGAUGUGGAGCUGCUGAUAUAUUACGAGGAUGUUCACAAGCCCAGCGCCCUCCUGGAGGCUGGGAAGCCUGGGGCUGCCCCAGGUGAGCAAAGCCUAAGGCAACAGAGGACAUGGGGGCAGAAACUCAAAAGGGUGCUGAGAGGUGAAAGGACUGGAUCCUCGCUGAUGGGGGACCCGGCUCUCCUGCUUACUCUGUACCCCAGCGUCCCUGCCCCAAAGCCAAGCCAGAAGGCAACUGGAGAAUUCCUCUUCCUGCUGGAUCGCUCUGGCAGCAUGGAGUGCAACACCGAGUAUAGCUCUGAUUCACCUGAUUCACCUAUGCGCAUUCAGAGCGCCAAGGAGACCCUGAUUCUCCUGCUGAAGAGUCUCCCUCUGGGAUGUUACUUCAACAUCUAUGGCUUUGGAUCCACCUAUGACUCCUUCUACCCGCAGAGUGUAGAAUACACCCAGGAGACCAUGUCCAAGUCCCUCCAACGGGUGAAGGAGCUGCAAGCCGAUCUGGGGGGUACAGAGAUUCUGCAGCCGCUGCAGGCCAUUUACAGCCAGCCAUGCCGAGAAGGGUAUCCUCGCCAGCUCUUUGUGUUCACGGAUGGAGAGGUGUUUAAUACAGAUGAGGUCAUUGCUGAAGUUCGACGUCACAGCAGCUCCCACAGGUGCUUCUCCUUUGGCAUUGGCGAAGGGGCCUCCACAGCCCUCAUCAAAGGAAUUGCCCGUGCGGCCGGAGGAAGUGCUGAAUUCAUCACAGGCAAGGAGCGCAUGCAGGCCAAGGCCCUGCAGUCUUUGAAGAAGGCCCUGCAGCCAGCAGUGACCAGGAUCUCUCUGAGCUGGGACUUGCCUCCUGGUCUGAAGGCUGAGCUUGUGGGGUCAGGCCCACAGGUCAUCUUCCAGGGCCAGCGCUGCCUCAUUUAUGCCCAGAUCCGUGGGCAGCAUCAGUCUUCAGGCUCCACAGAAGGGACUGUUGUUCUUCAGUACCAGUUCCAAGACCAGACUUUCAAAGAAACAAUGAAGUUCUCACUCCAGGCUCAGGAGAGUGACAGGCUCCCUGUUCACCGUCUGGCAGCUCAGGCCCUCCUGCAGGAACUGGAGGGGGUCGGGGAGAAGGAAAAGGAAAAACAACGCCUGGCUCUGGAGACGAGCCUGAGUUCAGGGGUGGUGUGUUCACAGACCGCCUAUGUGGGAAUUAACACAGAGCUGGGCAAGCCACUUCAAGGGCCUCUCACUCGCCGAGACGUUCCCCAUCCGUAUCUAUUGCCCUUUUCAGCACCUGGUGGACCUGCUGUGAUUAAUUCAGUUGGCAUGAGCAGCAUGAGCAGAAGACUAGUAGGAGGAGGAGGACCUAUGUAUAUGAUGUGCAGUAUGCCAGUUCCUCCCGUCCCUUGCUCUGCUGAUUGCAUGAAUGAGAUUGAAGACACCUUAUGUUCGGAGUCUCUUUGCGAGGACGUUGAGCCCACCCCCAAGAAAGAGGAAUCUCCUUUCUUGAACCUGGUAUCUCUGCAGAAUGCUGAUGGCUCCUGGCCACUUGAUUCUGACCUGGCCAGCAUCCUAGGCCUGAGUGAGGCUGAGAUCUCAAGCAAAUCACCUGCCCAGGUGGCCCUGAACGCGUGGGCGACAGUGCUGGCCAUCCUAUGGCUCCACAUCAAUGCCAUGGAGCAGAAGGAUGAGUGGGAGUUACUGGAAGCUAAAGCUCUCAGCUGGCUCCAUGCAACCACAGGGCCUCAGCUGGCUGAGUGUGUAAAGGCCGGCAAUGCAAUGCUUGGAAGCGGUGUGAGCCCGGAUGUUUUUGAAAUCUGAGUUUCUCUCUGCAAUUUUCUCUCUGUGCCUUUUAAAACUGAAGUUUCUGCUUCACUCUUCUUUCCCCCCCCCCUCCAAGUGUACCCAGCUGUAUUCCCACUAGGGUGUCAUCAAUCCCAAGCUGUGUGCUUGCUUCUGAUGCUGCCAUAGCUUCGCUGCAAAAAGCACCGGAGUUUCCUUCCUCUGGAAGGAAAAGGGGGUUAUAGAGAUGCUAAGAAUUUAGUAAAGAUGUUCGGAAGUCAGAAGGAGGGAGGGAAGGAAGUCUGUGCUCAUUUGAGCAAUGUUUAAGGUUAUUGUUGUAUGUAACAAAAUGUGAUUAUGAUAAAUAUGGAAAACUCAAUAAAAAUUAAUUUAAAAAAAAGAGAA
Podarcis muralis (Common wall lizard) is the source of this 3133-nucleotide messenger RNA. RefSeq names its product von Willebrand factor A domain-containing protein 5A-like. The record is from RefSeq and is a predicted model, not a curated record. NCBI's taxonomy places the organism in Eukaryota, Metazoa, Chordata, Lepidosauria, Squamata, Lacertidae.